Trachemys scripta elegans is the source of this 3251-nucleotide messenger RNA. RefSeq names its product ADAM metallopeptidase with thrombospondin type 1 motif 4 (gene ADAMTS4). Gene Ontology annotation, molecular function: metalloendopeptidase activity. The record is from RefSeq and is a predicted model, not a curated record. NCBI's taxonomy places the organism in Eukaryota, Metazoa, Chordata, Testudines, Emydidae. Gene Ontology annotation, cellular component: extracellular matrix. The transcript has 9 exons. Gene Ontology annotation, biological process: proteolysis; extracellular matrix organization.
AUUGCAAAAACGUGUACUCAACUUCAUGGGAUGUGACAGCCAAUGGGGGCCGAGCCGCUCUCGGGAGACAGCUGUUAAAAGGGGCUGAGCGGAUGAGCAGCCAGAGAAACUCAGCAGAGAGAGAGAGAGAGAGAGCGAGAGAAAGAAAGAAAGAAAGUCUAAUCUCAAGUUUGCAGGGAUUCCCAGAGAGGGCUGUGAACUGGGAGCCCGUUUCUAGAGGGAAUAACUUGACCUCUUCCUGGUGGGAACUUUUUCUGCUAUUUCUUUGCAAAAAGGAGAAGAAAAACCUUCUCUAUUUUUUUUCUCAACCAAGAUUUGAAAACUAGAGCCAGCCUCGUCCUGCUGGGACUCUACAAAGUCCCCCAGGAUCUGGCCCGCCCUGCAGUUUGCCGAAGGAAUAUUCCGGGGAAGGUCUGGGACUUGAAACAAAAGAGCUGAGAAGACGUUUUAUAAACUAUUUGAAGAGCCAGCCAGCCAGCGCGCGCCUCCUCUGGCUCCGGGUCAGCAUCUGCCGCGAACCUCCCCGAGCGCACAGCCCGCUUGCCAAUGGCUGGCUCGUCUAGGAGCCGCUGUUAGGCGCUGCCCUGUGCCAGGUGCUGCUGAGAGCGGUUGACAGAGCGGAUCUCCAGAGCACGAGCCCCGGGUCCUUGUUGUUAAUUACAGCUGCUGUUGCUAGUUAAGGGAAAGUCCCAGGGCCUCCCCACGGCAGUGUAACAUCACAGAGCUUUUGUGAUCGUAUUUUGUUCCCCAUCUACCCUUGUGCCCCCAUGGGAAGCCCACUCUGUGCGACGCUGAUGCUUCUCAUUGCUGCCGGCUGCCACCUCGUGCUGGCAUCAGGGGAGCGAGCCGGUGCUGGUGGCUACAGGGAGGAAAUCGUGUUUCCGGAGCGCCUGGCGGGCAAGUCUGGGGAGGGGCUGGGCGGCAGCCCCAGCCAGUGGCUUCUCUACCGCAUCCGCACCUUGGGGGAAGACCUAGUCCUGGACCUGGAGUGGGACCCCAGCUUCCUGGUGGAGGGGCUGACUGUGCAGUACCUGGGCAGGAGAGGGCAGCCAGCCGCGGUCGACGGGACGACCGAGCCAGGGAGCUACUACACCGGCACGGUGUAGUCUGACCCAGACUCCGUCGCGGCGGUGAACUAUGACGGGGUGUCGCUGCUGGGGGUGCUGCAGUACCACGGCGCCGAGUACCACGUGCAGCCCCUGGAUGGGGGAGCGCCCAAUGCCGCAGAUGGAGCCGGUGCCCACGUGCUCAGGAAGAAGAUACCUGAGAAAGCCAAUGGCACCAUGUGUAGUGUGGGUGCCCAGGCUCUGGGCAUGGCUCCAGCCAGCGGAAGGGAGCCCCGCGCCGCAGCAGCGUCCUCGAGGAGAGCAAAGCGGUUCGCCUCGGUGCCACGCUACGUGGAGACGCUGGUGGUGGCGGACGAGCACAUGGCCCAGUUCCACGGCGCCGGGCUCAACCGCUACCUGCUGACCGUCAUGGCCGCUACUGCCAAGUUCUUCCGCCACGCAAGCCUGCGGAACCCGGUGACGCUGGUGGUGACGCGGCUGGUGGUGCUGGGGCCCGGCGAGGACGGGCUGCAGGUCACGGCCAACGCUGCCCAGAUGCUGCGCAACUUCUGCCAGUGGCAAAAGGGACUCAACAAGCCGGACGAUGCGGAUUCAGAGCAUUUCGACACAGCCAUCUUCUUUACCCGGCAGAACCUGUGCGGCAUCUCCACCUGCGACACGCUGGGCAUGGCGGACGUGGGCACUGUCUGCGACCCCAGCCGCAGCUGCUCCAUCGUGGAGGAUGACGGGCUGCAGUCGGCCUUCACCGCGGCCCAUGAACUCGGCCACGUGUUCAACAUGCUCCAUGACAACGCCAAGGCCUGUGAGGACCUGAACUCCAGCGGCACCCGGCACAUGAUGGCUCCGGUGAUGUCCUACGUGGACCCCGACCAGCUGUGGUCACCCUGCAGCGCCCGUUUCAUCACAGAUUUCUUGGACAACGGCCAUGGUCACUGCCUCCUGGACAAGCCUCAUGAGCCCCUGCGCCUGCCAGCCCCCUUCCCGGGCAGCAACUAUGACGCAGACCGGCAGUGUCAGCUGACCUUUGGGCCGGACUCCCGCCACUGCCCCAACCUGCACCCACCCUGCUCCUCCCUGUGGUGCACGGGCAAGAUCAACGGGCACUUCAUGUGCCAGACCAAGCACUUCCCUUGGGCAGACGGCACCGCCUGCGGACAGGGCAAGGCUUGCAUGAAUGGACGCUGCAUCAGCAAAGUGGAGAUGAAGGCCUUCAACACUCCCACCCCCGGCGGUUGGGGGCCCUGGGGCCCGUGGGGCGAGUGCUCGCGGAGCUGCGGCGGGGGCGUGCAGUUCUCCACCCGUGAGUGCAACAAGCCCGUCCCACGCAACGGCGGCAAAUACUGUGAGGGCAAGCGCACCCAGUACCGCUCCUGCAGCACCCGGGAGUGCCCGGAUGGCACGGCCCUCACCUUCCGGGAACAGCAAUGCGCCGUCUACAACCACCGCUCAGACCUGUUCAAGGGCUUCCCCGCGCCCAUGGACUGGGUGCCCCGCUACAGCGGAGUGGCCGAGAAGGACCAGUGCAAGCUGACGUGCCAGUCGCGGGCCCUGGGCUACUACUACGUGCUGGAACCGAGGGUUGCGGAUGGGACGCCCUGUUCCCCCGACAGCACCUCGGUCUGCGUGCAGGGGCGCUGCGUCCACGCCGGCUGCGACCGCGUCAUCGGCUCCAAGAAGAAGUUUGACAAGUGCAUGGUGUGCGGGGGAGAUGGGUCCAGCUGCUCCAAGACCUACGGCUCCUUCGCCAAGCCCCGCUACGGUUACAAUGACGUGGUCACCAUCCCAGCUGGGGCCACCCACAUCCUGAUCCGCCAGAGCAGCAGCUCUGCCACGGCCAGCGAUGGCAUCUACCUGGCGCUGCGGAGGCAGGACGGCACCUAUGCCCUGAACGGGAACUAUGUCCUGGUGCCCUCGGAGCUGGACGUCAGCCUGGCGGGCAGCGUGACACUGCGCUACAGCGGGGCCACCAAGGCCACGGAGAUCAUCACAGGCCGCGGGCCACUCCACGAGCCGCUCACCCUGCAGGCACUGGUGGUGAGUGACCACAAAGCCCCCCGGCUCAAAUACACCUUCUUCGAGCCCAAGCAGCAGAAGCGGACGACAGAGCAGUGGCUGAAGCAGAAGGCCCAGAUCCUGGAGAUCCUGAGGAACCGGCGCGGCCGCAAGGAACCCCCCCGGCAUUAG